This is a messenger RNA of Cyphellophora europaea CBS 101466, 789 nucleotides long. RefSeq lists its product as uncharacterized. Gene Ontology annotation, molecular function: acyltransferase activity, transferring groups other than amino-acyl groups. Bases 1 to 789 code for a protein of 262 amino acids. The transcript is spliced from 2 exons. Lineage: Eukaryota; Fungi; Ascomycota; Eurotiomycetes; Chaetothyriales; Cyphellophoraceae. The record is from RefSeq and is a predicted model, not a curated record.
AUGGCAGUCCCACCCACCACCGACAUCAUCGUCGCUCCAAUAACGUCCACAUCCCAGCUCCCUGACCUCUUCGCCUGCGCCGCCGCCGCCUUCGGCUCACAAACCCACGACCUCAUCUGGACAGCCUUCAACCCGCACUGGGACACCCCCACCGGCCUGGCCGACGGCGCCGCCCGCCUCGCCACCCGCUGGGAGACCGCGCCGCGCGUGACCCACAACCCCCACAGCGACGCCUCCAACGACCGCAGCGUCACCAUCCUCGAAGCGCGCGCCCCCAGCCCCGACGGCACCGGCACCGCCGUCGCCGGCAUCGCCAUCUGGGUGCAAGCCUCCCUGGUGCCCGGCUGGGGCGAGCCUCCCACGGGACCCACUUUCGAAGCCCGCCGCGCCGCCACGGGCCUCGAAGCCCUGUACCCGCACGACGAAGCCACGCAGCGCUGGCUCGCCGCCGUCGACGCCGGCCUACACGCCCCCCGCACGGCCGUGCUGCGCGCCAAAGCCGCGGAGUCGACACCGGCGGCGUACGUGCUGGAUCUGUGCGCGGUGCGGCCGGAGUGGCAGGGUCGCGGGGUGGGCGCGGCGCUGGUGGCGUGGGGGGUGAGUGAGGCGGGGAGAAGGGGCGGCUUGGAGUGCUUGACGGAGGCGAGCGUGAUGGGGAGGCGGGUGUAUGAGAAGGUGGGGUUUCGGGUGGUGCGGAGGAUUGAGUAUGGGGUGGAAGAGGAGUUGGGGAGCGGGAGGGGAGAGUUGCCGGAUAAUGUGUUUAUGCGGACUGGGGCACGAGGGUCUUGA